Molecule: messenger RNA, 3472 nt
Organism: Exaiptasia diaphana
Lineage: Eukaryota; Metazoa; Cnidaria; Anthozoa; Actiniaria; Aiptasiidae
Product: dystrophin
Exons: 20
Coding region: 107-2248 (713 amino acids)
Biological process (GO): synaptic signaling
Cellular component (GO): plasma membrane
Molecular function (GO): zinc ion binding; protein binding
Source: RefSeq, a predicted model, not a curated record
UAAACAGCUUCUCCAAGAUGGCUCCAAACGGUAAACAGAGUGUUAUCGAGACAGCCUUGUAAAAGAGACAUAAUAGUCAUCUUUUGGGCCAAUAAGGUGUUACGAAAUGCCCGGGGUUGAAAGUAAACUACCCGAAGGCUGGGAACGUUCUGAAACUACGAGUGGAAUCCCUUACUACAUCGACCAUGAGACAGAAUGUACAUCCUGGGAUCAUCCUGAAAUGGUGAAAUUGCUGCAAGAAAUUGCUACUCUCAAUAAUAUCAAGUAUGCAGCCUAUCGUACUGCUAUGAAACUCAGAGCAAUACAGAAAAGAACCCAAAUGUACUUAUUGGAACUUCCUGUCAUUGCGAGUACCCUUCAAGAAGAAGAUGUUCGAGAUUGUUAUACAGAAAAAACAUUAACUGCUUCAGAUGUACAUAGAAUAGUUACUGCUAUGUUUAUCAAUCAAAAUGGAGACAGGACUAAUUUUAUUGAUAUACCAAUGGCCAGUGACUUAACAUUUAAUUGGAUUCUGAAUACAUUUGAUCAGAAUCGUACAGGAUUUAUACAGUCAGUGUCUUUGAAAGUUGGACUGUCUUUUAUGUGUGCAGCUAAAAUUCAAGAUAAAUAUAAGUAUAAUUUCAAUCAGCUGUGCAGCAAUAAAGGAUGGAUGGACAGAAGAAGGCUGAAGAUAUUUCUUCAAGAAUCUUUACAGAUUCCAAAAACCAUCUAUGAAAGUGCUGUAUUUAGUGGCACAAGUGUCGAGCCUGCAGUCAGAAAUUGUUUUGAAAGAACAGGAGCAGUACUGGACCAGCUAAGCCUAGAGGAUUUUCUUUCAUGGAUGAUAGCAGAACCACAGACAAUAGUGUGGUUACCAACUCUUCAUAGACUGGCAGUAUCUGAAGAUGUUAAGCAUGAAGCUAAAUGUAACAUCUGUAAGAUGUACCCUAUAGUGGGUUUCAGGUAUCGCUGUUUGAAGUGUUUUAACUUUGACCUUUGCCAGGAGUGUUUCUGGCUGGGAAGGACAAAUAAAGGACAUAAGGUUGGACAUCCAACUCAAGAGUACUGCUUGGCUGCAUCUCAAAAAGAGGACUUCAAAGACUUUGCAAAAGUUAUGAGAAAUAAAGUGAGUAAAAAGAAGAAAUCUACAGAUCCAUCUAAAGGAAGAUACAUCUCAAUAGCCAGUGAGAAUGCUGCACCAUCAUCCGAUGAAGAGUAUUCUGUUGAUGGUCCACCCAUGUCUAAUGCUACCACACAUGAUAAACUAGGGUCCUAUGCAGCAAAACUUGGUGAUUAUGAUGAAGAUCAUAACAGAAAAUCUAGAGAUGAAUCUUCCAGAGAUGAUAAAUUGUAUGAUGGUUCUCCAAGACAGGUAUUGUCAUCUGUGCCUGAUGACAUUGAAACCUCUCUACAGUUAUCCAGCCCAGCAGGCAUACAGUCCUAUCUUGAUGUACACCAAAGAGAUGACCUGGAGGAUCUUAUUUCCAACCUUGAGGAUGACAAUAGGGCACUGCGAGAUGAAAUUGAUCACAUCCAUCAGUUACAAUUACAAAAUCUUAGUCUUGAUACUCAUCACACUUCUGAGGAAGCAGAAUGGCUAAGGCAAAGAAAAGAACGGCUCUUGGCGAGGGAGGAAGUACUUGAAUCUCAUAACCAACAGCUAGAAAUACAACUACAUCGUCUCAGAUCUUUGUUGCAUCAGGAUUCACCAUAUUCUUCACGGAGCAAACAUUAUGAGGUAGUUUGUCCAACAAUUCCAUACCAACCAAUGCCAUUAUCAGCAAGAAGUAACACUGACCGUAAAGUACCAGGAUUGUACAUAAGCAAACAUCAAAUGAAUAAAACCCAGCAAUACUCUGUGACUACUCCAGUAUAUCAACAAAGUGAUAACAGAACCAGUGAACUACAACCUGUCACACUCAUUACUAAAACUCCUUUGCAAAGAAACAGAGAAUUGUUGGAAAUUGGUGGGAUGGUUGACUGCAUUGUACCCCCUAAGACCUUAUAUUCAUCUGUACAUGCAAUGGAUGGAAAUAAUCAGGGUGGGCAUAGCCAGUCAUCUCCUGAUACCAGUAGAAUUGUUGGCAAUACAUACAGAGAAACUGAGAUACAAGCUAUUGUAGACAGAAUUGCAAGUUGUUUUCCUCUUUCUGAAGUAGAGUCAGACAUUUCAAUGGAAUUGCACAGUGAUCUGUUUCUUGCUGCAUCAAUGGUCAGUGAAGCAAUGCAAUCACUAGUUACAGCUGUGUCUCGACAACGAGCUUCAUGAACCAUUGAAGUCCAAGCUACAGAAGAUUAUUAAAAGAUUAAUAUAUUAUUAGAGUUGAUGAUGCGACUACAAAUAAUUUAUAUUACAGUCAGACUACCACUUUUCAUAAUACUGUCAGCAGUGUUAUUGUUAUGAUCAAAUAACGAGAACAAUGAAGUUUUGUUAUUUAUAAUUUUAUUAAAUUUUCCCAUCCCAAAAUACACUCAUUUUGAAUUAAUAUUGUUAUAUCAAGAACCUGUAAAAAUGGUCUCAAUCUUCCCAGCAUAUAAAAUCUGUUACACCGUUAUUUUGAUUACCAGUAUUGAGCAUUGGUAAUAGAAUGAUUUUCACAAUUAUAGGCUUUUAGCAGAAAGAGGUCUUAUUAGACAUUGAAAUAUUCUCUAGCAUUUAUGAAUUCAUUUUAUAUAGUAGCAAUACUGUUACCUAUUGGUAUAUUUUUAAUAGAACUUCCUUAUCCAUGGAUAAUUAUAUCCAUCUUUCGUACAACUGGCUCCAUAGUUGCUCAGAAGAAAUAAAUAACAUUAAUGUGAUUAACCUGAAAAACUAAAGUCUGUACAAUAAAUAUCAAUAUAAUAGCAUUCAAGCCCUCUCAUAUUUAGGUUUAAGGCUUAUCCUGUUCAGGGCAUUUUAAACAACAAAACCAGUUCUUCCAUUCUGUCUAUAAUACCAAGAAAUAUUUAAUGUUUUCCAUCUUAAAUAAUUCUAAUACAUGUCAGAUAGUGUGAAGAAUGCACAAUUAACUGUAACAUUAGAACAAUUUCAUAGAACCAUUUUGAACAUGCGAAUGAGUUUCUUUCAAAAAAACAAUCAUUUUCUCUAACCCUGACCCUAAAUUUAUGUAACAGUCGAACUGCCACCAUGCAAAGGCCUUGGUUAGCAGGGUAACACCUUAUCUAAGGAGACAACUAAUUUGCAUAUUAUGUUAAAUACUCGGAAAACUCCUUUGCAUGUUAAAAACGCUAAUGUAAAGUCAUUGUAUUAACAGUUUAUUUUUGUUUAUUUGGCAUUUUGAAUGCCCUGAAGUUCUCUUUUGGGAACUUGACAAAACCUGCUGGGGUUGUGCAGCCCAUUCCCACAGAGAGUCAAAUAUCAGCAAUUAGAGGGCAUAUUUCAACCAAUUAACUAACAUUACUGCACUGUAAGCUCCCUAUUAUUGUUUGACUAUCUAAUUUAUGUAUAUGUGCCCUUAAUAUUUAAAAAUAAAUAUCUGUGUCUAAUUUAGAA